AUGGAGGUUGACGAGCUAAAAAUGUGCGAUCAAGAAUCACUGAGAGUCGGAGAAGCGACCAAAGACGCAUUGGUCGACGAAGAGUCGUCAAACACCUACUUAAGCGACGAGCAGAAAACAGAGAACAAAAUCGAGGGAAAAAAAGAAAUUCGACCUACCGGUGCAGGAGGCGUGCCCACGACCUUGGUUCGAGGUAAACUGCUCCAUUCCUUGACGAAGCUGGAGCUCUGCAUGGCGGCGGCGGAUGAGGAUGAGGAUCAACGAUGGCGAUGGCGACCGAGAGGCGACGGCGAUGGAGACGUCGAAUCGAGCGCUACAAAGACAACAAGCUAG
Soboliphyme baturini is the source of this 333-nucleotide messenger RNA. NCBI's taxonomy places the organism in Eukaryota, Metazoa, Nematoda, Enoplea, Dioctophymatida, Soboliphymatidae. The record is from the annotation of a GenBank genome assembly.